This is a messenger RNA of Trichogramma pretiosum, 2645 nucleotides long. RefSeq names its product SET and MYND domain-containing protein 4-like. Gene Ontology annotation, molecular function: protein binding. The coding region runs from base 306 to 2165 and encodes 619 amino acids. The record is from RefSeq and is a predicted model, not a curated record. The transcript is spliced from 6 exons. NCBI's taxonomy places the organism in Eukaryota, Metazoa, Arthropoda, Insecta, Hymenoptera, Trichogrammatidae.
UCGCACAAUCGUCUCGACCAAGGUGACCGUGAGCCACGGAGCAAUCGAGCAAUCAGCGGCAGCUAAGUAGCGUCAUCUCGACGUACGAAAUUCGCCCAGUCGCUCUCGAGUCGCACUGUUGACGAUACACAAUAAGAUUCUCGGAGAAACGUUUUAAAACCGCCGCAGUCUGCAGUGUGUGAAUCGGUGUUUUUAUAUAGAAUAGAAUCACAUUCGAUUCGAUUGCGCGUCGUUGCACGAUUCGCGUCUCGUUCGAAACGUUCGUUUAUUUAUUUUCUUUGUCUAAAGUUUUAAAGUUCGACGCGAUGUUGAAGCAAGAGCGAGAGUUCAUCGUCAACGAAUUGCUGAGCUCCAAGUUCCUGAAGGACAUCGCGGCGAGAAACGUGCACAACGAGGCCAAAGACCCCGAGGAAUCCGACAGGUACAGAAAGGAGGGAAACGCGCUCUACGCCCUGAGCGGACACUCGGCCGUGAUUCACGAGAAGAUCUUGACGCGCUACACGCAGAGCCUGGCUUUCGCACCCUCGAACUCCCUGCAAAUGGCCCUGGCCUACAGCAAUCGAUCCGCACUCCUCUAUCAUUGCGGCAAAUACGUCGACUGCAUGUUGGAUAUCGAGAGGGCCAUGCGCUACGAGCCGCUCUGCAUAAAGAUCAAGAAAAAAUUGAUCGACAGAAAAGUCAUGUGCUUGAAAUAUUUCGACGGCGAGGUGUUUGAUCGUUUAACGGCUAAUGAUGAAUCUUCAACAAAAGACGCAGAUCGUAUUGAAAUGCUCACCAAAUUACUCGAAAAGUCCAAACUCGAGGAUCAAAAACUUGUUUCACAAAAAUUAGUUGAAAGCACUGACAAAGUAGCAAUAAAAUACAAUGCAACUUUUGGCAGACAUUUAGUUGCUACUAAAAACAUAGAACCCGGUGAAAUUAUUUUUGUUCAAAAACCUUAUGUUUCUCAUCUAAAUGUAAGAACACCUUACAGUCAGUGCUGUAACUGCCUAUCGUACGCAUAUUCGUCCAUACCUUGUGAAAAUUGCAACUGGUUUGUAUUCUGCUCAGAAAAAUGUAAAGUUGAUGCAUUGGAAAAUUCUCAUCCUAUUGAAUGUAGCAUCGUACCAUAUAUUCUUCAUUUCCUUGGUGUUAUUCAACAGCAAGUUGAUGAGAAACUAUCGUUUGAUGGUCUUAGCAUUAAAGCAUUUUUAAAGUAUCUCAAAAUUCAUGGUAAUAAUUUAGAAAAAUUAUCAAAAGAGUUGGAAAUCAUUGAAAAUUCCAAAGAUGAACGCUGCAAAGGAUUUAUCAAGAAUGGAAAAAUUGAAAUUGAUGAUUUUCGUAGUUUAUUUAGUCUAACACAUGAAUAUCCUGUCACAGAAAUGAGAAGAUUCAUUAUUUUUGCUUCUGUAACACUUGUAUGUCUAAUGAAAUUCACCAACAUUUUUGGAAAGGUUGAACCAUUUCCUAAUCUUCAAGCAGUAGCUAAUUUGGACUCUCGUGCUGUAUUCGUUGGUGCUUUGCUUCUUCGACUAGUACAAAUAAUCAGUAUUAAUAGCCAUGUGGUAAUGAAUUCUAAUGACAAUUGUAAGUAUGGAUCCUCUAUGACAAAAUGUAGGGCAGAAUUGACUUGUAUCAGAGGAGUUAGUAUUACGCCAUUAGCUAGUUUGAUCAACCAUAGUUGCAACCCUAAUGCAAGAAGGUGUUUUGGCAAGAAUCAAGAAUUUAUAUUAUAUGCUAUACAACCUAUAAAAAAAAAUUAUCAGAUUUUUGACUGUUAUUAUUGCCCAUUUUAUGAUGGACCAGUACUGGAAAGGGCAAAUAUGUUAAAAAUGUUUUUUGGAUUCAAUUGUAAAUGUGAUGCAUGCUUAAAUAAGUGGACACAUUAUUCAUUGACUCAACUAAAUUCAAAAAAUCUUGAUAAUGUUCCAUUGAAUACAAAAGAAAUGAGUACUUGGAAAAAGAAUCAAGAACUUAUAAUGAAGAUUGAAGCACAAGAUAAUUUUGAUAAAAUUGCAGCUCUGAAUAUCAUGUCAAAAGCUAUUUCUUAUUCUGUGUUACACUUGCCUCAAGAUUCUAUCAUUACUUGUAAACUAUUUCGAACGUUAGUAAAGUUAUUCGAAGAUACAUUUGGAUAUGAUACGCAAGUCUUCAAUCAUUGUUAUGGUCAAAAAAAUGUUGACUGAAAAUUUUUUUUUCAAUUAAGUUCGAGUCAGCUACGAGCAACGUAUACAAUCAAUGCACGCAGCAACGGAAGAACGAGGGAGACUCCGGAGCAUUAAUAUCUAUCUAAAGCGCUGAGAUCUCGUCUAAUAUAGAAGGUCAAAUCACGUAUGAAUUUUCUCCGAAUGGUCAUCAUUUUCUAUAGAGAAAUUAAUUGAUAUCCAUGUGAAAUUAUGGGUGAAUAAUUAACUCUGAAAUCAAUUAUCGACACAAUCACGGUGUUUACCUAAUUGGAGAUUCUGUUGCUGGUCUAGCCAUAUACAAUAAAUCUAAUUUCUGAGUAAGUGCUCUCAAUAAGUGAGUAAUAAAAAAGUACAUCCAAAACUUUCACUUACUUAUCCAACAAAAGAUCAUAAAAAGGCGCACAGGCAUCGAAACAAUCCGGUCAAUAAAAUCGCAUAAUUUGUACCCGACAGAGAAGAUGAACGCGCAAUAGUAAUACA